AUGACGCCGCUUUGGCAAUCUCUUCCAGUCAGGUGGUCGUCUUUGAGAAAGUUUGCCUCGCGUUCAAAUGGGUCGGCUGACUUGGACCUCGAACUAGCCAGGUCGUGGCUGAAAGACCUGCACCCCAAUACCAUUCCCCGCCAUAUCGCCCACCUGUCUUUCAGCCGUUCUAGCGGUCCCGGAGGUCAGAAUGUGAACAAGGUCAAUUCAAAGGCCACCCUCAAAAUCCCAUUGGUGGCCUUGCUUCCAUUGGUACCAAGUUUGUUACACCCCCAGCUACGCGGUUCCCGCUAUGCGACCGACCGGUCCCAGGCCCUGGUGAUACAAUCCGACGAAUCCCGACAGCAAUCGAGUAACGUGGAGGCCUGCUUUAACAAGCUCCACCAGCUACUGAUGAGCUCAGCAAAACAGGUCAUCCCCGGAGAGACCUCCCAGGAACAAUCGGUCCGGGUACACAAGCUACAGCGUGCACAAAAUGAGGCGCGGCUCAAAACCAAGAAGUUUCUCAGCAACAAAAAGAGCAAUCGACGGGGGAGUAAAUACGAUGAUUAA
Molecule: messenger RNA, 552 nt
Organism: Penicillium manginii
Lineage: Eukaryota; Fungi; Ascomycota; Eurotiomycetes; Eurotiales; Aspergillaceae
Product: peptidyl-tRNA hydrolase domain protein
Exons: 2
Coding region: 1-552 (183 amino acids)
Biological process (GO): mitochondrial translational termination
Cellular component (GO): mitochondrial large ribosomal subunit
Molecular function (GO): translation release factor activity
Source: RefSeq, a predicted model, not a curated record